AUGCCUGAGCAUCAAGAUGCCAUGAAUCGAGCAUCGCUACUUACAUGGAUCUGCCUGGUCUUGCUCAUCGACAUUUCGACUGCCUUCCACUUGAUAGUAGAUGCACUUCUGUUCGACAGGCGGAGGGACGCACACAUUCUUCCACCGCUGUCAGGGGCAUACCUUCGUCGGAAUGACACGUACUUCGUGAAGCGGAAGGGGUCGGUCACCCUUCUUUCACGCCACUCGACCUGGUGCUUCUCAGUUGCUGAACUUGACCUGCUUUGCAGCAGUGCUUCCACUGCAGACGUGCGCUCUGUGCAGGAAUGGCUCUUCACUCCACCGAGUUGUCCAUGUCAAGCAAGCGUUGGAUGGCCAAAGGAGCAGCAUAUUCUUACGCACCGGCACGCCCAGCUCUUGAAGUGCCCUGCACGAUCUCGCUGCUAUUGCAAGCGUGCAGGGACAUCCACGGCACGGACAAUCAGUGACAUUCGCAUCAGCAAAGGGAAGCUGAAAGUUCCGGCGAGGCCCCCAAAUUCGACUAGACCGCUCACAAAAAGUUGCCCACCUGGCAUGCUCUUGAGACCGCAGGCGCGGAGAAUCUUCCUGGGCUUCACAGUGAAUGAUGAAACGGGGCCCCUCCUGGCUCACGUUCAUGAGGUGGCACCGGUGGUGGAUGCGAUCUUCUGGAUCGAGAGCUUGAUCGCCUUCAGCGGACUACCCCGAAACUCCACCUUGGAACGCAUGCGCCGAAGACUAGCGCCGUACAUGCAUAAGAUUUACCCAGUUCUGCUGUCUGGCAGUGCAGCUGAAGCUGAAAAAGCCCGCCGCGAUGCAAGCGACCAAAGAAAAGACCAACUACUGGGCAACGCCGGCUGGCGUUCGGCUGAGUACAUGUACAAUAUGGCUGGGAAGACAUUGCAGUUUGAUGAGCUCUUCCGAGAGCAGUUCCUCGAUUCAAGGGCUCUGGCAGGGGACGAUGUGCUGAUCGUACUGGAUGCCGAUGAGGUUAUAAGACGAGAAGCUCUAUGGCAAGUCAGACACUGCACCGUGAGCUUGCCUGUGAGAUUCCAACUUCGGAAUUAUGUCUAUGACUUGCAGCAUUACAACUGGCAGUUGACGCGGAGCUUCAGCUCGUAUUUUCAAGAAGCAGAGUGGUCGUUCGCGACCGGCAUUAGCAUCCAUCAGCUCACAGAUCUUGGCAUCGACCCGCACGCGGCUCGCUGGGCGCGGACUGCGCGCAGCGGGAUCACGGUUCCGCCAUCAUACGAGCGCUACAAGCGUCUGCCUGAAGUGCUGCUCAAGAAUGCCGGUUGGCACAUGCAUCUUUUCUAUGGUGCAAAGCAGAUCGCCCGCAAGCGAGCCAUGGGCCUGCACUACAGCUUUAAUCGCCGACCUUACAACCACACCCCAAGCCUGAGAGCUAUGAUAUUCUCCGGCAGACAUCCCAUGCUCGGGGACUGCCUUUCUGCGGGUUUCAACACAACAAGCUGCAAGGCCAAUGCCUGCGAUGAGCCAGAGCUGCACCGAUCAUCGCGGCUAAUGUGUGUCUUCACGGCACGUGAGCCACCGGAGUCCCUGCCACAUCUUGUGCGUGACGAUCCAGAGAUGGGUCUCUGCCUCACGGACAGGCUUGCAGGUGACCUUGACCGCGUGUGCCCUUCAGAUGUUCCAGACCUUCAGUGGCAAUCUGAUCUGAGGUAG
This is a messenger RNA of Symbiodinium necroappetens, 1683 nucleotides long. NCBI's taxonomy places the organism in Eukaryota, Dinophyceae, Suessiales, Symbiodiniaceae. The record is from the annotation of a GenBank genome assembly.